UCAUCGUCUCCAAGGUCCUAGACUAGUAGUUAGAGCAUAACUGCAUAUGGAUACAUAGCUAAAGAACACUACAGAGCCUUCUAGACUUUCUUACACAACAAACUGACGUAUAAAGCCAAGCCAAACCCCUUCCUUUAUCUUACACCACAACCCACCAGAAAAAUCCAUAACAAAGCUCACUUUCUUCUUUCAUGAGUCGUCAACAAUGGCUGAUGGCUUCUUUGGGUACCCUUUUAGGCGCUUGUUCUUGAGCCCUCCAGCAUACCAUGAAUGGUCUGGAUCAACUGCUCUCAUGGACUGGCUUGAAUCCCCAACUGCCCAUAUUUUUAAAGUCAAUGUACCAGGGUUUAACAAAGAGGACAUAAAGGUUCAAGUGGGAGAUGGGAAUAUUUUGCACAUAAAAGGUGAGGGUGGCAAAGAGGAAACCCAUGAGAAAGACACAGUUUGGCAUGUAGCUGAGAGAGGGACAAGAAAGAGGGGCUUUUCUAGAGAAAUUGAGCUACCAGAAGACGUGAAGCUGGAUCAAAUCAAAGCUCAAGUUGAAAAUGGUGUUCUCACCAUUGUUGCUCCAAAGGAUACCAAUCCAAAGCAAUCUAAAGUUAGGAACAUCAAUAUCACUAGCAAGCUUUGAAAUGAAUAAAUCUAGAGUUUAAUCUGUUCUGGAAUUGGCCCAACGUUCUGUAUGAAUAAAUAAUCGGAAGCUUGCUGGACUUUCCUCUGUUGUGCUUUGUGAUGUGCUAAUCAUACUCUCUUUUUUCUGUAUUAAGGCAUUGUCUUCAUUUACUGCUA
Molecule: messenger RNA, 789 nt
Organism: Populus trichocarpa (black cottonwood)
Lineage: Eukaryota; Viridiplantae; Streptophyta; Magnoliopsida; Malpighiales; Salicaceae
Product: 15.7 kDa heat shock protein, peroxisomal
Exons: 2
Coding region: 206-631 (141 amino acids)
Biological process (GO): response to heat; response to salt stress; protein complex oligomerization
Source: RefSeq, a predicted model, not a curated record